Colletotrichum scovillei is the source of this 1815-nucleotide messenger RNA. RefSeq names its product methyltransferase. Lineage: Eukaryota; Fungi; Ascomycota; Sordariomycetes; Glomerellales; Glomerellaceae. The transcript has 3 exons. Gene Ontology annotation, molecular function: methyltransferase activity. The record is from RefSeq and is a predicted model, not a curated record. Bases 564 to 1688 code for a protein of 374 amino acids.
AGCCUUUCCCGUCUGGUCUUGUGCAUUGCGUAGUCCUCGUCCCCUUUGUUCUGCCAUCAUCCUUUGUCAACAUUCAAGAGACCAACGGGCUCCCCUUGUCCUUCGUUUCCUUGUAUCCUUUCAUCGACUACCUCACCGGUCGUCAAGGGGGUGAAUACAAAGACAUCCGCCAACCCUCGACAGGAAAAACCAUUUCAUGUAUCCAUAUUGAUACGCUGUGCGUAACCCACCUUUCCCCGCGCUCAUAUUGGCCUGGGUAUUUCAUCUAUCAUCUCUUGCGUUCCCUCCUAUUCUCCUUUGGGGAAAUUUCAUCAGCCAUCCCACGUGUGGCCAUAUUACACCCGAGGCGGCCGGGCCCACGAUUGAGUCCCCAUUUUGGGAAAUCUGGCGAGCGAAGACAACAUCCGUGUAUCCGUAGUGAGUCGCUCUAAGAGAGUAACAGACCACUAAAGUUUCUUUGCAAACGUAGAGACGCGACAAAGAUACGACAUUGACGCCAGCUAGAGUUAAGAGAAAAUCCUGGUAACGGUUUUCUAGCGGAGGCCUUUCUGAAGCUCGCCGAAAUGGGUGAGGACGUUGACGCUGUUGGUGAUCCCGGCAUCGGCGAUGGCCAUCGACGCAGGGGCGAAGGUGCCGGUGCCGGUGUCACAAGAAACCGGACGGACCACAAAGAACGGAGGAGGCCAUCUCGAACAGACAAUACCCAAGAUGCCGACGACGGCGACGAAGACGACUCAGAUGCCGGGUCUGAUUUCAGCUCCGUCUCUGUUGACGAGCUCCCGCCCAUCCGCGCUUAUGGUCACACAUACCACGGUUCCGGUGUACUACUAAUGCCCAAUGACGAAUCCGAGCGAGCUCGUCUAGAAAUUCAGCACCAACUAUUCAAGCUAUGUCUAGAAGGUGGUCUGACGGCGGCGAAGCUUCCCAAGGACAGACCUCUCAACAUUCUCGACAUUGGUUCUGGGACCGGCAAUUGGGCCGUUGAGAUGGGCGAGCAGUACCCUCUGGCCAAGAUCAUGGGAAUCGACAUCUCCGCCGCACUCUUACCCACGACUGUGCCGGCCAACGUCGCCUUUGAAGUAGAAGAUGCAAACCGUGACUGGGCUCGUGAGAAGGACAGCUUGGACUUUGUGCACAUGAGGAACCUCGUUGGCGGGGGCGUCUCGGACUGGAAGGCGCUUUUCCGGCAAGCGUACGAACAUCUCAAGCCCGGUGGACAGAUUGAGUUCGCCGAAGUAAGGACGAGGUACUUCGACCUCAUUGACAGCAGCGGAGACGAGCCCGUCGCGUCCACGGCUGAGGAGGAGAAUCACGGCGGGAUGACGGCAUGUCGCGAGUUCGAGGUGCGGUUCUCGGAAAUGGCCAAGAUUGCUGGCGUGGACUUUGACCCGACACCAAAGAUUCCCGCCAUGUUUUCUGAGGUUGGUUUUGAGAAGGUGGCGCGUUGGUCGGAUCUGGUUCCCAUACAGGCUGUGGGACAUGAUGAAAAGAUGGUCAGAAAAGGAGCACAAUUUGCUCAGAUGCUGGAAUACGGCUUGGAGAAUUACUCGUUGGCAGUCUUUGGCAGGGGGGGUUGGGAUGAGAAUGAUACCCGGAGUCUCCUGAAGAGAGUCCACAAGGAGUCGCGCGAUACCGCAAACGAGGCGUAUGGCAAAGUAUCAUUUGUCACAGCGAGGAAGCCUUUGUGAUCGGACUUGACCUAAUCGAUUCUAUCUACUCUGUAUAGAAGAAUGGGCAGGAUUAUACCCAUAGAGAAUACUUACCUACUAUAAUGAACUCACGUCACUUGGAUUUAUAUCCAUUGACUUACCCCCA